AAAUAAAAACUUGGUAUGAAUACUUCAGGCAAUUCUAGGCAUCGCCGCGUAAAGAGUUCAGCUACGAAAGAGGUAGAAUCCCUCAUUAGGCGACCUCCCGCGAGAUUGCCAAGUACAAUGGCGUUUACACUAGUGGGUAAAAUUGUCACCGCGGUAGUGGUGCUAGCUGUCAUCGGCGGUAUGACAGCCACCAUCGUGUUGGUCGUCAACGAUUCCAGCAGUGACAGCGAAACUACGACUGCAGCGACUGAUACGACAAGUCCGACUGAUGCGACAAGUGCAGCUCCUUCUACUACAGAAAUAGUCGAUGAAAGCAUUCUCUACCGAGUCGGAGUCGGCAUUGCUGAUAUGACUGGACCUUGCGUAGAGAUUAAUUUCAUGGGUUACGCCGAAGUGUCUCAGAGUGGUGAAGGCCUCCACUUGCGCCAGUUCGCCAGAUCCUUCAUCUUUGUGAAGGGAGACACCAGGAUCGUGUUAGUCACAGCUGAGGUCCAGGCUGUGGGCAUUGCCGUUAGGCGAGAGGUCGUGAAGAGAUUACAAGAGUUAUACGGUGACACAUACAACCUGCGGAACGUGAUUAUCACCGGCACACACACUCACGCGGCCCCUGGAGGACACCUGGUCGACUUCAUACUGGAUAUCAGCAUCCUCGGCUUCUCACAGGAGACCUAUAAUGCCUACGUCGAAGGAAUAACAAGGAGUAUCAUCAGAGCCCAUGAGAGCAUAGUACCAGCGCGCCUGUUCUACGCCCAGACUAAAGUUGCCGACGCUCAUAGGAACAGGUCUCCUUACUCUUACUUAGCCAAUCCAGAAGAAGAACGGAUUCGCUACGAUGGCGACACAGACGACACGCUAACCCAGGUCAGGAUCCAGAAGGCGGACGGCAGCCUCCUCGGCUUGAUGAACUGGUUCGCGGUGCACACCACCAGUAUGAACAUGACCAACCACUUGGUCUCGUCAGACAAUCUGGGAUACGCUGCGCUUAGGAUGGAAAAAGAGCUGAAUCCUUUCAGUGUGGUUGGCAAGCCCCAAAUAGUAGCAGGAUUCUUCUCGUCAAACCUCGGCGACGUGUCUCCGAACACCCGCGACCCUCGCUGCGAGUUCUCUGGCAACGAGUGCGACAACCAGUACGUGAUCUGCGCCCACAUGGAGCGCUGCUUCGCCGAGGGACCUGGAGACGACAUGUUCGAGAGCACCAAGAUUAUUGGCACCAGAGUCUUCGAGGGGGCUUGGCAAGUGCUGAACUCCCCUGCUGAGGAGCUGACGGGAGAUCUGGCGGUGGUGCAUCAGUUUGUAGACAUGCCCGAACAAGUCGUUGCCAAGUACGAUCCAGUGGCACAAACCUUCAAAACUGACGAACCAGUUAAAGGAUGUUUUGCUGCUAUGGGAUACAGUUUCGCUUCCGGCACAAUAGAUGGCGCUAAUACUUUGAACAUUACCCAGGGUAAUUUGGAAGGCAACAAUCCUCUAUUGGACUUGGUGAGUGGUGUGGUGGCCGAUCCUACAGAAGAAGACAUAGAAUGUCACUCACCGAAGCCUAUCCUAUUCGCCACUGGAAGGGCUACCUUCCCCCUCCCCUGGCACCCUCGCGUGGUCUCCGUCUCCCUCAUCUGGCUGGCUGGUCUUGCGAUCCUGGGCGUUCCUGGAGAGCCCACCACCAUGUCCGGGCGGCGAAUGCGAGCGGUUGUCGGCAAUGUCAUGGAGAACCGCGGAAUUGAACCCAGAGUUGUGGUGUCGGGUCUUACUAACGAGUAUAUCCACUAUGUAGCUACUCCUGAGGAAUAUAUGAUCCAAAGAUACGAGGCCGCGUCAACACUCUACGGGCCAAACACACUGGACAUCUUCCUAAACAAAUUUAAUGAAUUUACAGUCGCUGCUAUUGAGGGAUUUGAUGUGGAAGCUGGUCCAGAGCCAGCGGACUACCGCAACAAUACUCUGUCCCUCAUCACACCGGUCGUGUUCGACGUGUCACCGAUCGGCAGGAAUUUUGGAGACUGUCUUGUUCAGCCAGAAGCAACUGUUAAGAGAGGGGACAUUGUUAGGGCUACAUUUGUCGCGGCCAACCCUCGCAACGAUCUGAAGCAGGAAGCCACGCACGCCGCCGUGCAGCGUCUGGAGCUCACCGAGUGGGUGGAGUACGCCAACGACGCUGACUGGGACACCAAAUUCAAAUGGAACCGCGUCUCGACACUACUCGGUACCAGUCAGGUGACAUUCGAGUGGCGAGUACCAGAGGACGCGCUGCUGGCUCGCUACCGUAUCGUCUACUAUGGGGCGUCGAGGAGUGUGUUCGGAUCUAUCUCGCCGUUCAUGGGAGCUAGUGAUAGCUUCACUCUUUAUUAAGGAAUCAAAAGGCUUACUCCAGUUGUUAAAGUACUUAGAAAAAUGGACAAAAUCUUGGUGUCUUUGUAAAAAUGUUAUUUAUGACUACUAAAAUAAAUUAGUCGUUUAUUGGUUAACGAAGAGCUUAUACGAGCCCGUCUAAGUUUGAGAAUCCGCGUGAUAUUUCUACUAA
Molecule: messenger RNA, 2515 nt
Organism: Trichoplusia ni (cabbage looper)
Lineage: Eukaryota; Metazoa; Arthropoda; Insecta; Lepidoptera; Noctuidae
Product: neutral ceramidase-like
Exons: 15
Coding region: 16-2343 (775 amino acids)
Biological process (GO): sphingosine biosynthetic process; long-chain fatty acid biosynthetic process; ceramide catabolic process
Cellular component (GO): extracellular region
Molecular function (GO): N-acylsphingosine amidohydrolase activity
Source: RefSeq, a predicted model, not a curated record